Molecule: messenger RNA, 570 nt
Organism: Closterium sp. Yama58-4
Lineage: Eukaryota; Viridiplantae; Streptophyta; Zygnematophyceae; Desmidiales; Closteriaceae
Source: the annotation of a GenBank genome assembly
AUGGACUCACUAAAAGGCGGCUCCAAAGGCGCGACGGCAGUGGCAGCAGCGGCGGAGAGGAGAGGGUCGCUGAGACAACGCAAAGUGGCAGCAGAUGUGGUGGCUGUGAUGCUGGAUGAAGGCACAAGGAAACGAGCAGCAGCAGCGCGAUUAGAGGCCCUAGAGAGUGACUAUACGGGGGUGGAUGCUGCUGUGGAUGAGGAUGAUGAUGUGUUCAAUGCAGAGGAGGAGCUCGUGCAAGAAGGUUUUGCACCGGCGAAGCGAGUGAGCCGGCCGGGCAAGAGGCGUACGCGGCAGGCUGCAGCAGCUGUGGUGAGCCGAGCGAGCAAGCGCACUCCCAAGACCUUUGCAGAGCUGCUAGAAGAGGCGAAUCUAGAUGCCCUACCAGCAGGCACGCUCUCCUACCUCACAGCAGCAGUGGGGCCCCCCACAGCCACCUCAGUGCGCCGCUUCUGCUCCGCGUGUGGCGCCCACGCGCCCUACACAUGCCCGCGCUGUGCCGCCCGCUUCUGCUGCAUCAGCUGCCAAAGACUGCACAACGAAACCCGCUGCCUGAAAUUCGUCAUGUGA